AUGUCGGGUAUACUUGGUUUGGGUCACAACAACAGUGAAGUCAAUGAACCACAAAUUAUACCUGAAUUAUGUGACAAAAAGGUUCAAAAAUUUAUUAUUGGAAUUGGAUUUGCAUUGUGUAUAACACUUGAUCAACAAAUAUAUAGCUGGGGUUGGAAUAAAUACAAACAAUUGGGUAGACAUACCAUCAAUGAUGAUGAAGGCAAAAAACCAGCUAUCAUUACAUACCUAAGCGAUAAAUGUAUUAUUGAUAUCACUUGUGAUUCACAUUAUUCACUGGCAUUGACCAGUGCGGGCACUGUCUAUGGAUGGGGUAAUAACACAUACGGACAGUGCGGUUGCGGACAAUAUGCUCUAUGCAUUGAUAGUCCGACUCGUGUUAUAUUUCCCGCAAAUACUGUCAUUAAAUCAAUUUAUUCAUACAAUUGUAAAUCAUUUAAAAACGAUAAGUUUUUAUCGAUAAGUAUGUUAGAAACGGGAAGUUUUGGUCAAGUAUUUAAAGUUAAAAAUAAAAUAACAAAUAAUUUGUGUGCUAUUAAACAACUCAAUAUAAAUGAUGAUAAUCAAAAACAUUGUUUUGAAAAUGAAAUCAAACAACUGGUAAAACUUCAAUCAGAAUUUGUUGUCAAACAUUAUCACUCGUGGAUUGAAUCAAAUAAUAAUCUUUACAUUCAAAUGGAGUUAUGUUCACAAAGUCUUAAAGAUUUGAUUAAAUUGAAAGCAGAAAUAUUUAAAAGACAAUCAAAUGAACCGAUUGAUUGUAUCGAGUAUUACAUUACAAGUCAUAUAAUGUUAGAGAUGUGUGAAUGCGUUGAAUAUCUGCAUACAAGACAACCACCAGUUAUUCAUCGCGAUCUCAAACCCGGAAAUAUACUCAUCAAUGAUAAGCCAUUAGAUAAUCGUUUUAUAAAACUAUGUGACUUUGGUUUUGCAACGGAUCACAACCGUACGGACACACAUUCAGACAGUCAUACAUCAAAAGCCGGUACUAAAUACUAUACACCUCCUGAAAGAAAUGGACGAAAUUAUAACGAAAAGUUUGAUAUCUAUAGCUUAGGUAUUAUCGGACUGGAAUUAUUUGAUAUUAAUUUGAAUGAUGUAAAUAUUUAUAGAGAACAAUUAGUUAGUAAGUAUAUGACUAAAUUAAUUCAUUUAUUAAUAUCGAUGACACAUAUAUUGCCAACCAAUCGACCCACUAGUACACAGAUUAUCAACAAUUUAUGUCAACAAUGUAUGUUUGAUAACAGAUUUUUGUUAAAAAAUACCAAUAAUUUUCAACAAAUUGUCGAAAAUCUUGAUAUACAUGAAUUUUAUGCAAACUUUUUCAAAACUAAAAUACGGUAA
Oppia nitens is the source of this 1344-nucleotide messenger RNA. RefSeq lists its product as uncharacterized. The transcript has 4 exons. Gene Ontology annotation, molecular function: protein kinase activity; ATP binding. Gene Ontology annotation, biological process: protein phosphorylation. The record is from RefSeq and is a predicted model, not a curated record. Bases 1 to 1344 code for a protein of 447 amino acids. NCBI's taxonomy places the organism in Eukaryota, Metazoa, Arthropoda, Arachnida, Sarcoptiformes, Oppiidae.